UCUAGGCAGAGCCGAGCCCCAGCGCUGGGAGUGUGGGGGGUGUAGACGCUCCGCGGGGCGCUGUGGGGUCGGGCGGGGGCUCUUACUGCUAUUCUAUAGACUAAGGGAGUUGGUUUUUUAGAAACAAUCCGAUGGAAAAAUCCAAAAAUUUCCGGAUCGAUGCUCUCCUAGCAGUCGACCCUCCCAAAGCAGCCGCCGCCUCCGCACAGACCUCACCGCUGGCCUUGGUCACCUCCCUCGCCAACACAUCUGGCCACAGCAGCAGCAGUAACAGCAGCAGCUGCAGCCCCCCGUCCUCCUCCGAGCGCCACAGCGGCGGCUCCUCGGACUGCCUGCGGACUGAGAGCCCUUCGCCGCCGCGGAUCCUCGCCGCGCAUUGCGGGCUGCUGCCCAAGCCCGGCUUCCUGACCAGCACCAGCAGCACCAGCAGCCAUCACCACCACCAUCACUCCGCCGGGGGCAUGGCCCUGGGACUGCACCAGGGGGGAGCGGGCAUCCCCACCCAGGCCGCCCUCUACGGGCACCCCAUGUACAGCUAUUCGGCAGCCGCUCUGGCCGGGCAGCACCCCGCUUUGUCCUACUCCUACUCCCAGGUGCAAGGGGCUCACCCUUCUCACCCUGCCGCAGACCCCAUCAAACUCAGUGCCGGGACUUUUCAGCUGGAUCAGUGGUUACGAGCAUCCACAGCGGGCAUGAUCCUCCCCAAAAUGCCGGACUUUAACUCCCAGGCGCAGUCCAACCUGCUGGGGAAGUGCCGGCGGCCCCGCACCGCCUUCACCAGCCAGCAGCUGCUGGAGCUGGAGCAUCAGUUCAAGCUGAACAAAUACCUCUCCAGGCCCAAGCGCUUCGAGGUGGCCACGUCUCUCAUGCUCACCGAGACCCAGGUGAAGAUCUGGUUCCAGAACCGGCGCAUGAAGUGGAAGCGGAGUAAAAAGGCCAAGGAGCAGGCGGCGCAGGAGGCCGAGAAGCAGAAGAGCGGGCUGGGCGGCGAGGACAAGGCGGACGCGGAGCUGCUGCCGGCCCCGGAGAAGAGCAGCGGCCGCCGGCUGCGGGAGCUCAGGGACAGCGACCCCGAAGAGGAGGAAGCCGGGCACUGCUGCCCCUACAACUCCUCCGACUGCUCCGAGGGUGACGAGGAGGAGACACAGCCCCGCAGCAGGCAGCCGCCCCCCGGCCAGCCCCACCUUUGGCGUCAGUGAAAUGAGUCCCAAAUGCAGCCAUCUUCCUGCACAGGAGAAAGAACAGCUAAUCUUAUACCAGUACCUUUUAUUUCUACAUGGGAAAUAUUCGUCUUCAGCUGCACAAGCCCAGAUCCAUCAUUGCUCUUUGGUGUCAGCAUUUCAGCUGUCAUGCAACAAACAAACAGAGAGACCAAACAGGUAAUAUUAGAGGUGAGCAGCUUUGGUAAGGUUUGGCUUUUUUUUUUUUAAAGGCACAUUGACAAAAGGAUUCUUCUUCCUACACAUGGUAGAGAAGAUUUACAGUUCACCACAGUGUUAAGAGACAUUUAAAAAACUUGAAUCCUACUCAUGGAAACCCUAUUCUUUUGCUGAGUAUUGGAAAUGUUUUGUGCUUAUUAUAUAUCUGGAAAACUGUUUGUCAUGAACGUUAAAACUGCUGGAAAUCUCAAGACUGUACUGUCUUUAUUUUUGUAUAUUGUAUUUAUAAAAAGGGGUACCUCUACUUAUGCAUGCUAAAUUAUUAUCCAGCUUCUCCAUCGUCCAUGAUGGUAUGUAAAAUAAACAUUUUGUACUUGA
Molecule: messenger RNA, 1757 nt
Organism: Mauremys reevesii (Reeves's turtle)
Lineage: Eukaryota; Metazoa; Chordata; Testudines; Geoemydidae
Gene: MNX1
Product: motor neuron and pancreas homeobox 1
Exons: 4
Coding region: 132-1199 (355 amino acids)
Biological process (GO): neuron projection morphogenesis; central nervous system development; endocrine pancreas development
Cellular component (GO): nucleus
Molecular function (GO): sequence-specific double-stranded DNA binding; DNA-binding transcription factor activity, RNA polymerase II-specific
Source: RefSeq, a predicted model, not a curated record